UCCCCAACGACUUCGACUUUGAUAUUUCAUCGUCGUCGCGCAUCCAUCGACAAGCGCAUCGAAUUCUCCCUGCACCCCCGUCGCGCCCGCGCCUCACUUAUUCCUCCCGCCGGAGUCUGUGCAUACCGUAUCCAUCGAGGAUCCCCACUCAAAAAGACGAGGCAGCCCAUCGCGCUUUUCCUCCACCCUCCAUACCUCCACAACACACACACCGCUCUCUUUCGCCAUGGCCGAAGUCAGCAACACCAGGCUCUACCUGGGCAACUUGCCAAGAAACGCUACCAAGGCCGACGUUGAGAACCACUUCAACACCCAUGGCACCGGCGAAAUCACCGAGAUCAAGCUCAUGAAUGGCUUCGGCUUCAUCGAGUACAAGGAUGCCAUGGACGCACGUGAUGUCGUUCCAGCCUUCCACGGUUCCGAGUUCAUGGGUGAACGCCUCGUUGUCCAAUUCGCACGCGGUAGCAACCGUCCGAGGGAUGGCUUCGAGCAACAGCCACGACAGGCUCCUCGUCCUCGUCGUACUGUCCACCGGAUGACCAUUACCGGCCUCCCAUUCGAGACCAGCUGGCAGGAUCUCAAGGACUUUGCCCGACAGUCUGGCUUGGAUGUCGUCUACAGCGAAGUCGGCCGUGAGCGCGAUUCGUCUGGAACUGGAAAGGGUUCCUUUGUAGAGUACGAGACUGCGGCCGACUUGGCCGCUGCGGUUGAGAAGCUCGAUAACAACGAGUUCAAGGGCGCUACCGUGCGCUGCAUCUCCGACCCUCAAUCCGAGAUUCCGCGCCCACGUGAGCGCUACCGUUCUCGCUCUCCCGGCUACCGCGGUGGCGGUCGCGGAGGAUACGGUGGACCACCAGGCGACGACUACUACGACCGUCGCGGCCCACCUCGCGGUUACAGCCCUCGCCGCGACGACUACCGCCGGCGCACUCCACCACCGCGUGGCGGCUACUACGACGACCGCGAUGAUCGCUACGGACCACCACCACCACGUGGUGGUCGCCCGCCGGUCGACGACUACCCACCAGCUCGUGGCGGCUACCCAGCUGAUGAUCGCUACGGCGGCCCACCUCCACCCCGUCGUGGAGGGUAUGACGCUGAGCCAUACGCCAACGGACACGGUGGACGUGAGCCGUACGGAGGUCGUCCACGCUCUCCUCCGAGAGAAGGCGGCAGGGGCUACGAUCGCGGCUACGAUGCGCCGCCGCCGCGUGGACCUUACUGGUGA
Zymoseptoria tritici IPO323 is the source of this 1228-nucleotide messenger RNA. RefSeq lists its product as uncharacterized. Gene Ontology annotation, cellular component: nucleus; ribonucleoprotein complex; cytoplasm. The transcript has 7 exons. Gene Ontology annotation, molecular function: mRNA binding. The record is from RefSeq and is a predicted model, not a curated record. NCBI's taxonomy places the organism in Eukaryota, Fungi, Ascomycota, Dothideomycetes, Mycosphaerellales, Mycosphaerellaceae. The coding region runs from base 227 to 1228 and encodes 333 amino acids.